This is a messenger RNA of Drosophila subpulchrella, 2013 nucleotides long. Its product is annotated as poly(U)-specific endoribonuclease homolog. The coding region runs from base 119 to 1921 and encodes 600 amino acids. The record is from RefSeq and is a predicted model, not a curated record. The transcript is spliced from 4 exons. Gene Ontology annotation, molecular function: RNA endonuclease activity. Lineage: Eukaryota; Metazoa; Arthropoda; Insecta; Diptera; Drosophilidae.
UCAGUCGAUUGCUGAGUCUCCGUUCGGUUGGUCGAGUUGUCUGCGAACUGUGAAAAAUAAUCGAAGAAAUCGAAAAAAUCGUCGUAAACCAAGGCGAAGUGCUAAUAAAACGAGCAAAAUGCGCUGCCUGGCAUUGAGCGUACUGUUUUUGUGCCUGGCUCUUGUGGGGCACUUUCAGCUGUCAGUUGCCUACAAGAGCGAGGUGCAAAUCACACCGGAUCCCCUAGACGCUGUGGAGACGACAACCAAGAAAUCCAGUUGGUUUGGCGGCUUCAAGAAGUUCUUUGGCAGUGAUUCCACCACCACGACGACCACCAUUGCUCCGCCAGCUGCCACUAGUGCAAAAUCAGUGGUAGUAACACCCACUGUGGCCCAUAAACCCCCGCCACUGGUCAUCACGCAUGCUCCACUGGUGCCAUUGGGUCCGCGACCAGAUACACCGGGAUCCUCGCCCUUUGGCGCCUCCCCACCACCGGCCAGUGGUCCCCAGUGGCCGACGACCAGCACAAGAUCACCGCAACCACCGCAGCAGCCACCGCAGCAGCCACCUCAGCAGCCCAUUCAAGGUCGUCCGCUGCAGGGAGGGACUGCAGCACCCAGUCUGCCACCUGGUUUUGCUCCCUACAGACCACAGAAACCCCAGCCGAACAGCUAUGACCUGAGCUAUGGUGGUGGUCCCGCAACGGGAGCAGGAACAGGGCGUCCUGGCUUUGGACUGGGCAUAAGCACCAGCUCCACCACAACUACGAGCACAACCCAGAAGCCCAUCACGAGCACCACAGGUAAGGCACCGCAGCAGAAGGAUGAGUUCCCAGUGCUGCCGGGACCACGAAGGCCAUCCCAAAAGGAGGACUUCCCCGCCUUGCCGGCGCCCAAGACACCACCAGGUUCGCCCACACCCACGCCGGCAUCUCCUUCGGCCUGGCAAUCGCCGCUGCCGACGCCCCAGCAUCCAGUGCAUCCGCCCACCAAGACCACACCAGUGCCCACACCCUCAUCCUCAUCCGCGCACACGCCCUCCGUUCCGCCCACACCCGCCCAUGGAGUGUCCUUGGGACCACACAAGGUCGAUGGCAGCACAACCACUGUGCGACCCGGUUUCCAGUCGUCGGGCAACUCGGUGGCCACCGACGACGAGAUCCGCCAGCUGACGGAGCAGCUGUACACCAAGGAGACCAACAACCAGAUCGGAAACAUCCAGGUGAACCUGCAGGGACGCACGCGAUCCAUCGACAGCGCCGAUGAGGCACCCAAUCCACUCCUAAAUGUGGACCCGAAGGCCCUGGAGUCCCCGACAAUCGCCAAAAUGCGGCUGUUGUUCAACAACUACGAGCACGACACCCAGGUCAACGAGCACGUGACCCCCAACGAGCGCAAGGAGGAGAACGAGUUCCUGGACGCGGUGAUGGCCACCCCGGUGAUGCGCCAGGCCAUGCUGUUCCUGCAGCAGAAGGGUGUGGUUGGUCCCGAUCCGAAGACGCACCGCGACCUGGUCAAGGAGCUCUGGUUCACACAGUACUCCCGCGGCAAGGGCAAAAUUGGCAGCUCCGGCUUCGAGCACGUCUUUGUCUACGAGGUGAAGGAGGGCACCAUCAUUGGGUUCCACAACUGGGUCUACAUUGGCGAUGAGGAGAAGGACGGCCGGUUCGACUACAAGGGUUACCUGAAGGAGCAGGACAUUGGCACGAAGGGAAAAAUUCUUAAGAUCCGGUUCUCGCACCAGGGACUCAACAAGCCAGUGAACACGGUCUUUGUGGGCACCUCUCCGGAACUGGAGCUCGCCCUGUACACGGUCUGCUUCCAACUGCGACCGGAUCGCACCUGUCCGGUGUCCCUGGGCAACAGCAAGUUCGGCAUCGUCACCUAUUCGUGGCGCUACCGUGGAAAGAACCUAAUUGGCAGUGCCUAUCCGGAGAUUUAAGGAAGCGAUCACCACUCGCUCCUCCCGUAGUCAUCGUAGCAAUUUUUUUUUCUGUCGCCCUAAUAAAUAAAUAAAAUUUGUGAAAUCUAUAA